This is a messenger RNA of Bactrocera latifrons, 1919 nucleotides long. It is a transcript of the gene Phax, whose product is annotated as phosphorylated adapter RNA export protein. The coding region runs from base 210 to 1661 and encodes 483 amino acids. The transcript is spliced from 5 exons. The record is from RefSeq and is a predicted model, not a curated record. Lineage: Eukaryota; Metazoa; Arthropoda; Insecta; Diptera; Tephritidae. Gene Ontology annotation, biological process: snRNA export from nucleus. Gene Ontology annotation, cellular component: nucleus.
UUCUCAAGGAAACCGUGCGUUAGGACAAGACGAGAAAAUAUCAACAUUUUAUAUAGUGAUAUAAAGAUUAAAUUAUAAAAUAAUUUAUAACACAUCUUAUUUUACUGUGAACUACCAAUAGAUAUGUAUGAUAUACUUUACUUCUUGUGAAUUGUUGAAAGUGAUAUCGUCAGUCAAAGUGCAACGCAGCACUUGUAUAUGCUGAAAUAAUGAUGGAAUUAAACGCGAACACCUACGAUGUCGAUCUAGAGGAUGGAGAGCUAUCUGCUAGUUCGGAUGACGUUUACACACCAUUGCAACGCCCAAGUACGCUGUCAAUCAACACGACGGUCGCAGUUGAUGGGGCGACUGCAAAAGCCGAACAAUGUAGUCCAUUGGCCACAUGUCACGAUAUGCAACGCGCGUUAGAAGAGGAUGAUUUAGAGGAUAUACAUGGUAGUAGUGGUGAUUCGUCGUCUAGUGAAUCUUCCGAUGCAUGUCUAAAGAAAUUAUCAACGAAAUCGCCACAUGAAGUAUCAAAAGAUGCGAAUGCACAACGUAAGCGUCGAAAACGUGUACGACGUACAGUUAUGGUACGUGUACCACCAGCUGAUAUGGAGACACAAGAAAAGCGUGCAAGAUUCAAAAAGUACAAUAUAUGGACAGCUGCAUUGCAAGAAGAAGCGUUAACUGAAGAAAUGCGAGGCUGUGAAGUUGCACGUUUAGAUGGUGCAAUCAACGAUCGAAACGUUGAGAAUUAUGACUUUUCCCUGCUUCAACGAUUAAAUGGGGAUAAUUGUCUUAAACGCCGACUCUCCAAUUCAACUGAUGAUUUCUCUGAUAAUGAAUUAAUGCCGGUGGCAAAACGGGGACGCUGUGCAAGUGAAGCUGCUGCACAUCGACGUUCGGUAAAAAGUCGUUUAGGCUAUCGUACAGGUACACUACGAGGAAGGCGUGGCUCAUCACCCACUAGCGACUCGGAUACAUUAUAUGAACCACGAAUUAUACUUGACUUGGAGCCCUUGGAAGGACGUGAUCCAGCCGAUGUUGCACGCGAAAUGUCAAACAAGUUGCAGGAAGAAAAAGAUGAAUUAUUGGUACGCAUUGUUGAUGUGUUGGGCACGAAGUUGCCAGUAGAAAUUUAUAAGGAAACACAACUUAUUGAAUUCAAUGGCGGCAUGAUGAUAAUGAAUGGCAAACGUCGUCGUACACCAGGCGGUGUAUUCCUAUAUCUACUGAAAAAUCAUAAAAGUCUUACAUUAGAAGAACAUAAGUCCAUUUUUUCUGAAGAUCGACAGCGUACUAAUAAAUGGCGCAAAGAGAUGGAAUCCUUAUCACGUGAUCGCAAGGUCGAAGAGUUGAAAAAGCGUUUAAGCGAAAAAGAGAAAGACUUGCCGGCACUUAGCACCCGAAAAGAACACUUCUUGCUUGGCUCAGAUUUAGAAACCCAGCCCGGAAAUAUUUCGAAUCCACCCCCUUCACCAGUUGGCAAUGAACAAAGUCCAGACUAUAAAGCCCAUGCCAUCAAUCAUGUUCCAUCGGAUGCUGAUAAUGAUGUCUCACAGGAUAAGCCAUCAACUUCAGCAUCGGCAUUAGCGGCCUUAACAUCUCCAUCAAAAGAUUUAGUCAGUUAUGAGGAUGAUUUCCUCGAUGUUAAUUGUGGUGAUAUGGAUUUAUUUUAAACAAAAAAGUGACUUUAACCUAAAGUAUUGCAUAAAGAAAUGUAGAGUAAAGCAUGAAGUUAGAAAAAAAAAUUAACUACAAUAACAAAAGCAACGCAAAUAUAGUAUAUACAUUUAACACUUUUCUACUACAUACGAACUAAAUAUGCAUUAAGUAUACAUUAAAAUUUAUAUCGAAAAUUGAAGAUUGCUGAAAAAGCUUUGCAUCAUUUUAUGUUUGUAAAAGAGGAGGGUUUUUUUUGCAAAUCGGUAGAAAAC